This is a messenger RNA of Polistes dominula (European paper wasp), 1027 nucleotides long. RefSeq lists its product as uncharacterized. The record is from RefSeq and is a predicted model, not a curated record. NCBI's taxonomy places the organism in Eukaryota, Metazoa, Arthropoda, Insecta, Hymenoptera, Vespidae.
CUUCACCUGCAUUUCGCUAUCCUGCGUACGCGUUUCAUCCCCCAACCGCGAAAUAGAAAGAGAUUGGGAAAGAGAGAGAGUGAGAGAGGGAGUGGAGGGAUUCAAGGAAGGUGCGAGAAUGCUCUGUCGUGGGAUAAGAUCAUCUAUGGUGCCAACUUUUGGUAGCAUUCAAUUGAUAACGUGCCUAUGGAUUGGGUGCACCGUUUGGUGCCUCGUGCAGGCCACCGAUGGCCAACAUUUUUAUCUUCAAACUCGUUACGACAAACGUGAUGUUUCACGUGCGGACGUGCCAGUACGAUAUGAGCGUUCAGCGAUUUAUCAUACAAAUGGAAGAUACGGAAGAAGCGAAUCAAAGAUUUCAGAGGACACAUCCAGACCGAUGAAAAUCGUACCCAGAAACAACAUGUUUUUCCUUGGAAGUAGAUAUGGUAAAAGAUCUCUCGAAGAUCAACAACGUGUUAUUUAUCAUUCGGAAUAUCCAUUGGAACGUUUGGAUGCUGUUCUCGAAUACGUUGACGAAGCACGUCGUGUAGCAGAAGCGAGGAAAAAUCAACGAGAUGAUUCGCGAGAGGAAGAUGAACGACAAGAUGACUUGGUGGAAGCUGCUGCAGCAGCAGCAGCAGCGGCAGCAGCAGCUGUUAUUCCUUUUCAAUAAGCGUUCAAUUAUCUUAUCUAAGAUAAUUCGUUUCUUUUUUUUACUCGAACAAAAAUGAUCUCAUUUCCAUUUAUUUAUAUUUCUCUCUCUCUUUUUCUCUUUUAAUUUUUAAUAAAAAAAUAUUCAAUUAAUGGAUCCUCCCAUUAUGUAAAUUACAUUUCUUAUAAAGGUAAUUCAUUGGAUAAACAUCGAAAGAAAGAGAAUGAUAGUGUUCAUUGUUUGUCUCUCAUCUAUGCGAUUUAACCACUCGAACACUAUAGUCGUGCUCGAUGUUUUACCUUUUUCAUUUUUAGAUAAGUAGAAUGUUAUUCUUAAUAGAAUGUAUUUUAUGUAUAUGUGUAUAUGUGUAUAUAUAUACAUAUGUACAUAACU